Molecule: messenger RNA, 1637 nt
Organism: Daldinia caldariorum
Lineage: Eukaryota; Fungi; Ascomycota; Sordariomycetes; Xylariales; Hypoxylaceae
Product: DnaJ-domain-containing protein
Exons: 3
Coding region: 534-1268 (244 amino acids)
Source: RefSeq, a predicted model, not a curated record
CGACUUUUGCUCACCGACAAUUCAAGGGGCUGGGGGCUGUUGCGGCUGGCUGGGCGAACCCCCUGGCAGCCUGGACAGAUCUGCGUUGCCAUAAAAACCCCUAAAACAACCCUGACAGCCAGAACUGGCCCCCUGGCCUUAAGGCUAGUCUGGAUCUGCUCCAGUGUUUUUAGACGCUCGCCAUUUGCGCUUGAACCAUUUAGGCAGCUCGCUGGAACUUGGCUCAAGACGUUCCGGAGGGGGAUUGUCAAGCCACCGUGGCUAGAACUUUUAAUGAUUACCCCUUUCGGAAAGUCAGCUUUAGCUGCGUAGUGUGUAGCCACAUCUAUGACGUCCCUUAUUGGAUGCACCUUUACACCUUAUCCAUCCACUACCUAUCUUGAGUACCCAACACCACCUAACAAGCCUAAUGAGCAUGACUUGGCCUUUCAAGUUUAUAAGUUAAUUUCGUAAUAUUUUGUUGAAGUUUUGCCUCAGACUGCUUAAGUUAAUAUACCUUUUAUCAUUAUCAUCGCGAAUUUGAGAUACCCAAGAUGACUGACAGAGCACCUCCUAAUUAUUACAAGAUCCUCGAGGUCUCCGAAACUGCUAAUACGCAGCAGAUUCGCGAUGCCUAUAAACGAGCUGCUCUCAAAACCCACCCGGAUAGAGUUGCUUCGAACUCGCCUGAGCGGCCCGCGAGAACACGCAGGUUCCAGCUCGUAAACGACGCUUACUACACACUUUCGGACACCACGCGGCGGCGUGAAUACGACGCCCAACGCAGACGGUUCGGCGGCGGGCGCAGCAAUUACACGUUCGACGACGCAGAUGACCCAGAGGAAUCCGUGCCUCCCGGGACAGGCGGAGGAGGAGGAGCAGGAGCAGCACAGAAUGCAUACUCGUGGGCGUGGAACUUCUUCACGGGCGGGAACACGGAUUCGCAAGCCAAUGCGCAACAGGCGCGGCAGCAGGCGGAAGACGCGCAGUUCGGGGACGUGUUCGAGGAGAUGCUGCGGGAGCAAGGGCUCGCGGACGAGGACACAAACGGGCCGACGUCCAAGUUCUGGAGCAUACUCGGCGCGGCGAGCGGGGGUGUGCUGGGCUUCAUCAUGGCGAACGUGCCGGGCGCCGUUGCGGGCGCCGUUGCGGGGAAUAGGUUGGGCGCUGUGAGGGAUGCGAAGGGCAAGAGCGUGUAUGCUGUCUUCCAGGACUUGCCGCAGGAUGAUCGUGCGAGGCUAUUAGCGCAGCUUGCUACAAGGGUGUUUAGCCAUGCCGUGGGGAUCUGAAGUAUUGGCGGUUGGUUUUAUGUUUCUGCCCCUACGUUUCUACCCUUAUGACCUAUGAGAACAUGAGCAUCUCGGUAUGCAAGGUCUACGUAAUUUGGUUUGAGCCGCAUUUCCUUCUACUGGAGAUUAUGCGUGGAGUUUGGGUGGUUCGGGUGAUUUUAAAGCUUUGCUGGUUGAUGGGUAAGGGAAGGACUGAACCGGAUAGAGAGAGGUUUUAGUAACAAACUGUCAUUCUUGGUAGAAAGAAGGCGUGAGUUUAUAGUCUUAUAAGUAUAUCACAGUUAUCCCAUAUUGAUUACCUAAGGGCACAGGAUAUUUACAUAGUAUUUAUGUAUCUGCAGUGAAUUAUCUUUUAACUUUUGGUUAUGG